AUGGGUGGCUCCCGCUGGCUGCUCAACUUCCUGCUCGUCUCCGCGCUGCUCCACGUCGUCCAUUCCGGCCGGUCCCUGGAGUCCCAGGCGUGCGACCCCGCCGACCUGAAGGCGCUCCUCGACUUCUCCGACGCCUUGGACAGCAAGCCGGCCGGGCUCGUCGGGUGGGGCCCCGGCGACGCCGCUGCCUGCUGUUCCUGGACGGGCGUCGCCUGCGAACUCGGGCGGGUGGUCACGCUGGAUCUCUCCAACAAGAGCCUCCACGGCGGCAUCUCCUCCGCGGUCGCCUCCCUCGAUGGCCUCGCCACGCUCAACCUCUCCCGGAACGCGCUCCGCGGCGCCGCGCCGGAGGAGCUGGCCGGGCUGCCGAAGCUGCGGGUGCUCGACCUCAGCGCGAACGCGCUCUCCGGCCCGUUCCCGGCCGCUGCUGCCGCUGCCGCCGGCGGCGGCUUCCCGGCGAUCGAGCAGGUCAACAUCUCCUUCAACAGCUUCGACGGGCCGCACCCCGCGUUCCCCGCCGCGGCGAACCUGACGGCGCUUGAUAUCUCCGGCAACAACUUCUCCGGCGGCAUCAACUCGUCCGCGCUCUGUCUUGCGCCGCUCGAGGUCCUCCGCUUCUCGGGGAAUGCCUUCUCCGGCGAGAUACCCAGCGGGUUGAGCCGGUGCAGGGCGCUCACGGAGCUCUCUCUCAACGGCAACUGUUUCACGGGGAACAUCCCCGGCGACCUGUACACGCUGCCCAACCUGAGGAGGCUGAGCUUACAGGAGAAUCAGCUCACCGGCAACCUCGGCAAUGACCUUGGUACCCUCUCUCAGAUCGUGCAGCUUGACUUGUCCUAUAACAAGUUCACAGGCUCCAUCCCUGAUGUCUUUGUAAAGAUGAGGUGGCUAGAGUCCGUAAACUUGGCCACCAAUAAGUUGGAUGGUGAAUUGCCUGCUUCCCUGUCCAGUUGUCCACUGCUGAGGGUAAUCAGCCUGAGGAACAACUCGCUGUCUGGUGAGAUUGCUAUCGACUUCAACGUGCUGCCGAAGCUGAAUACUUUUGAUAUUGGAACCAACAAUCUGAGUGGUGUUAUACCUCCUGGCAUCGCCGUGUGCACCGAGCUGAGGACGCUGAAUCUUGCAAGGAACAAGCUCGUGGGGGAGAUACCAGAGAGCUUCAAGGAGUUGAGAUCCCUGUCGUACCUCUCAUUGACAGGGAAUAGCUUCACGAACCUCGCAUCGGCAUUGCAGGUCUUGCAACACCUGCCCAACCUCACAAGCUUGGUGCUCACCAGGAAUUUCCGUGGUGGCGAGACAAUGCCAGUGCAUGGCAUCAGUGGGUUCAAGAGCAUGCAGGUGCUCGUCCUGGCAAACUGUUUACUGACAGGCGUAAUUCCGCCUUGGCUGCAGAGCUUGGGAAGCCUCAAUGUGCUGGACAUUUCAUGGAACAAGUUAAAUGGGAAUAUCCCACCGUGGCUAGGGAAGCUGGACAACCUCUUCUAUAUUGACCUGUCAAACAAUUCUUUCAGUGGUGAGCUUCCUAUGAGCUUCACACAGAUGAGGAGUUUGAUUUCAACUAAUGGCUCGAGUGAGCGGUCACCAACAGAGGACCUCCCGUUAUUCAUCAAGAGGAAUUCAACUGGCCAAGGUUUGCAGUACAACCAAGUCAGCAGCUUCCCACCAUCACUUAUACUCUCAAACAAUCUGCUUGCUGGGCCGAUCUUGUCAAGUUUUGGUUAUCUUGUGAAGCUUCAUGUCCUGGACCUGAGCUGGAACAACUUCUCAGGGCCAAUCCCUGACGAGCUGUCAAACAUGUCGAGCUUGGAAGUGCUGAAUUUGGCCCACAACAAUCUCAAUGGGACAAUACCUUCGUCUCUAACAAAGCUGAAUUUUCUCUCCAAGUUUGAUGUGUCGUACAACAAUUUGACUGGAGAUAUCCCUACCGGUGGGCAAUUCUCCACAUUCUCACCUGAGGAUUUUGAUGGUAACCCUACACUCUGCCUUCGGAAUUCUUCAUGCGCCGCGAAGGAUUCAUCUGUGGGAGCUGCGCACAGUAAGAAAAGCAAAGCCGCCCUUGUUGCCCUUGGACUGGGAACUGCAGUUGGGGUUCUCCUCUUCUUGUUCUGUGCUUAUGUGAUCGUGUCAAGGACUGUUCAUUCAAGAAUGCAGGAGCGCAAUCCAAAGGCUGUAGCAAAUGCUGAAGACUCCGAGUCUAACUCUUGCCUGGUGCUGCUUUUCCAAAACAACAAAGAAUUCAGCAUUGAGGACAUCUUGAAGUCCACCAACAACUUUGAUCAAGCUUAUAUAGUUGGAUGUGGUGGUUUUGGCCUUGUCUACAAGUCGACGCUGCCAGAUGGGAGGAGAGUUGCAAUCAAAAGGCUUUCAGGUGACUACUCUCAGAUCGAACGGGAAUUCCAAGCUGAGGUGGAGACACUUUCACGGGCUCAGCAUGAAAACCUUGUCUUGCUGCAAGGUUAUUGCAAGGUCGGCAAUGAUAGGCUGUUGAUCUACUCAUAUAUGGAGAAUGGUAGCUUGGAUUACUGGCUUCACGAGAGGGCUGAUAGUGGGAUGCUGCUGGAUUGGCAGAAGAGGCUACUGAUUGCACAGGGUUCUGCAAGGGGGCUGGCAUACCUGCAUAUGUCUUGUGAUCCCCACAUACUGCAUCGAGAUAUAAAAUCAAGCAAUAUCCUUCUAGAUGAGAACUUUGAGGCCCAUCUGGCCGAUUUUGGCUUAGCAAGACUCAUCUGCGCAUAUGAGACACAUGUCACAACAGAUGUGGUGGGAACCUUGGGGUACAUUCCUCCUGAAUAUGGGCAAUCACCAGUGGCGACUUACAAGGGUGACAUAUACAGCUUUGGCAUUGUUCUGCUCGAGCUACUCACUGGUCGGAGGCCUGUGGACAUGUGCAGGCCGAAAGGGACCAGGGAUGUGGUGUCAUGGGUGCUUCAGAUGAAGGAGGAGGGCAGGGAAACCGAAGUUUUCCAUCCAAGCAUACAUCACAAGGACAAUGAAAGCCAGUUGAUGAGAAUCCUUGACAUAGCCUGCCUUUGUGUGACUGCUGCUCCGAAAUCAAGACCAACAUCGCAGCAGCUAGUCGCAUGGCUCGACAACAUCGCAGAGGGCGGAGGUCUACUGCAAUCCUAG
This is a messenger RNA of Miscanthus lutarioriparius, 3126 nucleotides long. Lineage: Eukaryota; Viridiplantae; Streptophyta; Magnoliopsida; Poales; Poaceae. The record is from the annotation of a GenBank genome assembly.